CACUGUGCGAGCGCGCGGACGUCGCGUUGUGUGCAACCGGCCCAACGACCGCGACGACACCACGCGUUGAUAAUGAACAACUUGCCGCGUCUACUACAAUUCUGCUUGCCACCGCGCAAGUAGCCGCGUACGAUAGUAGUGGUAAUUGUCAUCACAUUCGUGUUUUACUUGAUUCUGCUUCUCAGAGUCAUUUUAUAACUAAAGAAUGUUGCGAACGUUUAGGUAUACAACGUAAACAAAUCGAACGCACAAUUAUAAAGGGUUUCGGUGGAUCGGAGAAGGUACUUAAGGGGUCAGUCGAUUUCGAAUUUCAUUCCCGCUUUAAUUCAAAUAUUAAAUAUAAUAUUUGCUCGCUGGUCGUAGACCAAAUAACGGAUUGUUUGCCGACCGCCGUGGUUGACAGAUCUGCGCUUCCGCAAUUGAAUAAUUUACCGCUCGCGGAUACUACUUUCGCGACUCCUAAUAAAAUAGACGUUUUGAUAGGUGCAUCGCUUUUCCCGCAUUUGUUAUUACCCGAUGUUGGAGGGAGUGACUUCACGUCGGCGCCCGCGCCCGCACCCCGCGCUGUUAACACAGUUUUGGGUUAUGUUAUUAUGGGUUCCGUACCCACUAUUUGUAACGCCGCGGUCUCUUCACUUACUGCUUGCUGCGUAGUCGAGGAGCCAAUUAACACGCUUGUAAAAAGGUUCUGGGAAUUGGAAGAACUUACCGCUUCGCCCGUUCAAUGUGCCGAGGACGUUGAAUGUGAUGUCUUCUACCGCGCGACCACUGCGCGUGAUCCCACUAGUGGUCGAUAUAUUGUUGGCUUACCGUUCUGUGAGGACGUCUUCUCGCUUGGUGAAUCUUAUGAUAUUGCCCGCAAGCGCUUUCUGUGUUUAGAAAGAAAGUUAGAAGCUUUACCUAAUUUGAGAUCUGCUUAUGAUGAAGUCAUCACUGAGUACAUCGAUAAAGAGUACAUAUCGCCCGCACCUUCUGACGACUCUAGUAAGUCGCUGUUACCCAUGUAUGUUAUUCCGCAUCACGGAGUUGUUCGGGAGGACAAAGCUUCUACUCGCUUACGCAUCGUUUUGGACGCCAGCAGUAAGACUGGUUCCGGACGCUCUUUAAAUGACGUCCUGCACAGUGGGCCGAAUUUACAAGGCAAUCUUUUUGAGAUCAUUUUAAACUUUCGCAUUUACCCUGUCGCUUUAACGGCUGAUUGUCGUCAGCAGUUUCUCCAGAUCGUUAUGCGAGACAUCGAUCGUCGCUAUCAACGCAUUCUUUACCGCUUUAAUCCACAAGACCCGCUUGUUCUUUACGAGUUCAACCGCGUUUGCUUCGGCUUGAAGUCUAGCCCGUACCAUGCACUGCGCACGGUACAGCAGCUUGUCUCCGAUGAUGGUUCUAAAUAUCCGCGUGCGAGCGAGAUAGCGUCCAAUGCGCUUUACAUGGAUGACAUUGCGUUCUCUGUAAUGAAGGCGGAGGAUGGCGUCGCCGCCUCUAAGGAACUCAUCGACUUGUUCAAGACAGCUCAGUGGGACUUGGUCAAGUGGAAUAGCAACUCGCAGACGGUUUUAGAUUCUAUUCCCGCUUCGCACAAACUCACUAAAGAGGUCGAGUUUGAUAAAUCCAUGCAGCACAAAAUACUGGGCUUGCAUUGGUCCACGCAAUCUGAUUAUUUUUAUUUUCAAGUCGCGCCUCGCGAGCAGGAUAAGUGUACUAAGCGCACUAUCCUCUCCACUAUUGCCCGCUUGUGGGACAUCAUGGGAUUUGUUGCUCCGACUAUCCUAUACGCUAAACUUUUGAUAAAACAGCUCUGGCAGCUGGGAAUCGACUGGGAUGAUGAGCCGCCGCCACACAUCAUUAAGAUAUGGAGACAGUUUUGUCACGAGCUUCCAUUGCUCAAUGAUUUUAAAAUACCGCGACAUGUAGGUGUGGUGGAAGACUGCGUCGUCACUUUAGUCGGAUUCUCAGACGCCAGUGAGCUCGCGUACGGAGGUGUGGUAUACCUUCACGUACAGUCCGCUAGUGGUAACACCGUGCAGCUCGUGUGCUCGAAGUCCAAAGUUGCGCCCUCGCAACCGCUCACUAUCGCUCGUCUCGAGCUCUGCGGCAUCGUGUUAUUAUCUAAAUUACUUCGCACAGUUUUAAAUAACUACGCUAGCCGCUUUGCCGUUAACGUUUGCGCUUUUACCGACUCUAAAGUCGCUUUAUAUUGGAUUAAAAGUUCGCCCCACCGCUGGCAAACGUUCGUCGCAAAUCGCGUCGUCCAGGUGACUGACAACAUCUCCGCUGAUAACUUUCAUCACGUCUCCGGAGUGGAGAACCCCGCAGACUGUUUGUCGCGUGGCGUUACGCCACAGAAGCUUAUUUCGCACCCCCUGUGGUUAAAGGGGCCUCCGUGGCUUGCGAUGGACCCGUCACAGUGGCCUAUUAAUAAAGAGUCCGAGGUACAGUCUAUUGAAGAUAUACCUGAGAGGAAGAUUUUAGCACACCCUGUGACUGCUCCCGCGCAUGACUGCGCUAUAUACAAUCUUGCUCAGCGCGUGUCAUCUUGGACGAAGCUAUUACGCGUGAUUGUAUUUGUAUGCAGAUUCACUAAAUUGUUACCUCGCCGUGAGUCCAUGUCCGUUACCGCUAGCGACAUGGAGUUCGCUGAAAUUAAAAUAUUACAAAGUAUACAACGCAAAUAUUUCGUCGACGAAUUAAAUAACUUACGCAAUAAUAAAUGUUGUUCUCCCGCAUUUAAUAAGUUACGCGCGUUUCUGGACAAUGGUCUGAUUAGGGUAGGCGGUCGUCUCGUCAAUUCUGAUCUAGAUUAUUCCCAUAAACAUCCCGCUAUUCUACCGCGACAUGACCAUGUCAUCGACCUUAUUAUUGAUCAUUAUCAUAAAACGCAUUUACACGCUGGUCCCGAACUUUUGAUGUCUCUCCUUAGACAAAGGUUCUGGAUACUGUCCGCCCGUCGCGCUGUGAGACAGAGAGUCCACAGAUGUAACAAGUGUUUUCGCAUGAAACCGCGACCCACAUUUCCGCUUAUGGCAAAUUUGCCUGACACUCGUACUACACGAGCUGUCAAAGCUUUCACGCACACCGGCUGCGAUUACGCAGGCCCUAUUUCUUAUACGCCCGUUAGGCGUCGCGGAGUUCAAAGUUUGAAGGGUUACAUCUGUGUCUUCACGUGUCUGACGACACGAGCGGUACAUAUUGAGAUCGCUACUGACCUUAGUACUCCCAGCUUCUUAGCUGCCUUAAAACGCUUUCUCGCGCGCCGUGGUCCGGUACAGUGUAUGUAUUCCGACAACGGAACCAACUUUCAAGGCGCUAAGUCCUAUCUCCGUGAGUUAUAUGAUUUCCUUAAUAAAGAUUAUCGCCCUCGUUUCGAAGAGGAGUUAACAGAAAAUCGCAUCGAGUGGAAAUUUAUCUGCCCGAAUUCACCGCAUUUCGGCGGCUGUUGGGAGAGCAUGGUCAAAAUUAUUAAAACGCAUUUAUUUAAAGUCAUUGGACAACAACUUCUGUCGUAUGAAGAACUUAGUACGGUUCUAACGCAAAUAGAGUGUCUGCUUAAUUCGCGUCCUUUGACUGUUUUAAGUUCCGACCCCGCGGAACCUACCGCGUUGACGCCAAGUCACUUCCUCCACACCGCGCCUCUAUCUUCCCUACCCGCGCCUGAAGUAGAUUGUAAUAACCUUAACUUACUUCAUAGGCAUUCACUGCUCGAUAAACUCGUUCAGUCUUUCUGGGAGCGAUGGAGGAUUGAGUACUUACACAAUCUUCAAUUGAGAGAGAAGUGGAAUACCGCGUCUGUUCCCAUUACGCCGGGGACAGUUGUUAUUAUUUUAACCGAUAAUGCACCUCCUCUCACAUGGCCGUUAGCGGUUGUAGAGAAGGUCCAUCCCUCAAAGGAUGGUAUAGUUCGCGUGGCUACUGUUAGGACUUCUAGAGGUACAUAUCUUCGUCCUGUCGUACGCUUAUGUCCUCUGCCUAACCAGUAAGUUUAAUUUCGCAUUCGCGCAUACUCUUAGACAUUAAGUUUAUUUGUAUAUAUCUAUUAUACGUUAAUUAGUUAUCUAUAACACGCUAUUUGUUUCGCAUAUCGUAACUUAAGUUUAUGUAACUUCGCAUAUAUUUCAUAUUUUUCCCCUUUAUGAUAGUUUCUUAAAGGUGACCCUUUAAGGGGGGCUGGAAAUGGUGGCGCCAUCUAUUGAUUUAAGUAAAUAAAUUAGUAUUGUCUCACGAUUCCCGCUACCCCUUCCCUGUGCACGUCACAACAAGUGUGCUGAUUGGCCAUUGCGUGUCAUCAGCCCCGCUCCGCGGCGCGAAGAACAACCGCCAACCGCACCAGUAUGAAAAUUUACUCCAACGCGCGCGUGUGUGUUACUGCAAUACCUCGCGUCUAAGUCGCAUAUCGCUAAAUUCGCUCCAGAUGUAAACAGUUUUGUUAGAUCUUCGCACCCCCAUCGCUUCAAAGGGUUGCGUAGGCGACUGAGCCACCGUUGUGAACUGGACUGUGCUGUGAAGUGCUGUGUGCUCUGAAUCCCCGGGGAUAUCGUCGUUCGCUGGCGGUUUCAUCGAAAGGUAAGGCGUGCACAUCCUUUAUUUCCUGUCCAUUUUACAGCGUGAGACACUUAUUUACAAUAGAAUCUUACAAAUUCUUAAUUAUCGAAGGCAAACAUAAAGUUCAGCCGCUGGCGCGU
This is a messenger RNA of Pectinophora gossypiella (pink bollworm), 4676 nucleotides long. RefSeq lists its product as uncharacterized. Gene Ontology annotation, molecular function: nucleic acid binding. Gene Ontology annotation, biological process: DNA integration. NCBI's taxonomy places the organism in Eukaryota, Metazoa, Arthropoda, Insecta, Lepidoptera, Gelechiidae. Bases 594 to 3974 code for a protein of 1126 amino acids. The record is from RefSeq and is a predicted model, not a curated record. The transcript has a single exon.